UCACUCAAACGAAAGCUAUUUUAAUAACUUCCGCGUAAUGCAUGUGUUUAUGUACAUUAACAACGAUAAUAGUUGUCUACAUUAGUAACUGACGUCUGUACACAAUUGUUCCAGUUUACUAGGUUCUUUAAAAAGGGUUUUAUCUCGUAAACGUUUCGAAAGCGGAAUGUUUCUUCGCCGUAUUUUUUUCACCGCCGGUACAUUUUAGGACGAGCGCGACCAGGAAGCAGAGUGCAGACACUGAAAACAUUACGCUCAGAAAUUGUUUAUCAAUGUUAUUCUAUUAAAGUAACGCUGGAGGAAGCGAUCGCACUGCUUGAGCUGUAUCUCGUGGUCAUGAUUAUAUCUUUCUCAUGGGCUGUUUAUUUUAUGUUCGUGUCUAAGGCUGGUGUGGGCAAGAAUUAUGGAAUAGAUUGGUGAAGAUGGGUUUGACUCUUUGAGAUGGUGAAGCUGGCUCUGUAGGCUCACUGAAGGCGUGGAAAUGGACUUCUCCAAGUUCCUGGCAGAUGAUUUUGAUGUGAAGGGCUGGGUGAAUGGAGCUUUUAAAGUGGUUCAGAAAGAUGCACCUGGUAAAACAGACGCUCACGCUUCUACUCUGGUCAUGAAGCUGCAGCUGUUCAUUCAAGAGGUCAAUAACUCUAUAGAAGAGAGCAGCAGUCAGGCCCUGCAGAAUAUGCCGCGUGUAUUGAGAGAUAUCGAAGCUCUGAAACAGGAGGCGUCUUUCCUGAAGGAUCAGAUGAUUCUGGUUAAAGAGGACAUCAAGAAAUUCGAACAGGACACAGUGCAGUCUAUGCAGGUGUUGGUGGAGAUUGAUCAGGUGAAGUCUCGUAUGCAGUUAGCAGCAGAAGCACUACAGGAAGCUGAUAAAUGGAGCACUCUCAGCGCAGACAUCGAGGAGACUUUUAAGACGCAGGACGUGGCUGUGAUCAGCGGUAAACUGACCGCCAUGCAGGGUAGUUUGGUGAUGCUGGUGGACACACCAGACUACAGUGAGAAGUGUGUUCAGCUGGAGGCUCUGAAGAACCGUCUGGAAGCUCUGACCAGCACACAGAUCGUCUCCACGUUCAACUCGCUGGCUACAGAUCAAGCAAAGCUUUUUGUACGAGUUUUUACCGAAAUGGACAGAAUGCCGCAGUUACUGGCUUACUACUAUAAAUGCCACAAGGCACAACUGUUGAGCGUGUGGGAAAGCAUCUGUCAGUCAGACGCGCCUCUGAAGCAGCAGCUCUCUGAGUUUUACGACACUCUUCUGUCUACGUGGCACACACAGCUCCAGUGGAGCAGUCAGGUCUUUAAAAACCCCUGUGAAGUGCUCACCGUGCUGAUGAUCCAGACGUUGGGGGCGAUGGUGCCGACUAUCCCAGACUGCAUUGCUGGGGCACUGAAGCGUUACACUGGCGAUUGUCGUGUGGAUGUGCUGUUGGAGCUCCAUCAGACGGCGGCGAACUUCAGUCGCAGCCUGGAGGCAGCAAUGCAGCCGCAGCUCAGUGAGUGUAACCUCUUGAAGGUGGCAGAGCUGGUAUCAUGUGUUUAUUCGCCUUAUAAGACUUAUCAGAUGCAGUACGGAGAACUAGAGGAGACAAACUUACUGAUCCAGCUCAGUGCUGUUCCUCUGGAGCGUGGUGAGGUUCUGGACUGCGUGUUAGAGCUCACACACUCGGUUCAGAAGGUGUUUGGUUUGGCGGCGGCUGCCGUGGAUCGCUGUGUGAAGUUCACGGAUGGUCUCGGCGUGUGUGGGCUCAUCAAAGCCCUGCGAGCGCUUUUCAGCAAGUACGUGUCAGACUUCUCUGUCACGCUUCAAUCAAUCAGGAAGAAGUAUAAGUUAGAGGACACGCCCACUUCUGAGGUGUUCACUGAGGAUUGGACGGCUUUCCAGAACUCUGUCAGAAUCAUUGCAACCUGUGGUGAGCUACUCAGACAAUGUGGAGCAUUUGAACAGCAGCUUUCAAACAAACCUCUAGAAGUCUCCAGAAUAUCGUCACCCUUCUUCGCGCCAAACCGGACUCUCUCUGUAGGCGACGACGUCCCUGAGCUGGAGAACACGGCGGAUUAUUGGCUGGGUUCUAUCGCCAGGGCGACCAUGCAGACCUAUUGUGAUGUCAUCCUGCAGCUUCCUGAGCUCAGCCCGCAUGCAACCAAACAGCUGGCAACUGACAUAGAUUACCUGAGUAAUGUGAUGGAUGCGCUGGGGUUGCAGACCUCUAGAAGUCUCCAGAAUAUCGUCACCCUUCUUCGCGCCAAACCGGACGAAUACCGGCAGACGGCCAAACCCCUCCCGCGCAGACUGGCCUCGGCCAUCGCCACCAUGAGAGGUCUGGAGUACUGACCCCACCGCAGGCCAGGAGCAGAUGGGCCAAUAUGUGUUGAAGGGUUUUCAUUGUUGCCGAAACAAACACCAAAAUGUGACACUAAACAGAUCUAAUAUUUCUCAACAAACACAAUAAAUCUAUAAAUGGCACUUUUUGUUAAUUAUGUUUUUAACAAAUUUUAACUGAAGUUGAUGGUUUGGGAAAAUAAAAAAUAGUCGGGCACUAAAUUUUGCAGAAAAGAAAAUGUUACAGUGAUCCUGUUUUGUCUUGCUGGAGUUUCUUCUGCUUAUUGUUGGCUCCAGGCAUUUCAUUGAAAUGGUACAAUGAAAGAUGGUUCGCAUAUUUAUUUUUUGUGUUUUGCAUGUUUGCCAUUAUUUCUCUUGGUCAGUAAUAAACAUGCGCACGCUUGUGUUUCUGGUUUGUCAAGCUACAUGGUAACUUUCUGCUUUUCAUGUCUGGCUUUCUGAAUUUGUAUUUCUGUUUUCUUUGCUCACAUGGGAAGUUUCAUACAGCAUUUGAGGAAUGUUUUCAAUUCUGUUCAUUUGUUAACAAAAUAAAACCAACUUCUGAACAGAUUUAAAGCAUUGUUUUGUGUUUUACAGUUCAUAUUAAAUCUGGCCUGUGUUAAGUUUUGUAGUGCAAAAAUUUGGAUAAACAAUGGUCAACAUUGUAAUAGUAAAUAUCACGAAAUUAUCAGAUUGCC
Messenger RNA from Sinocyclocheilus grahami, 3012 nucleotides. RefSeq names its product conserved oligomeric Golgi complex subunit 7-like. Gene Ontology annotation, cellular component: COG complex. Bases 482 to 2326 code for a protein of 614 amino acids. NCBI's taxonomy places the organism in Eukaryota, Metazoa, Chordata, Actinopteri, Cypriniformes, Cyprinidae. The record is from RefSeq and is a predicted model, not a curated record. Gene Ontology annotation, biological process: intracellular protein transport; Golgi organization; retrograde vesicle-mediated transport, Golgi to endoplasmic reticulum. The transcript is spliced from 14 exons.